This is a messenger RNA of Polyodon spathula (Mississippi paddlefish), 1071 nucleotides long. It is a transcript of the gene nmu, whose product is annotated as neuromedin U. The record is from RefSeq and is a predicted model, not a curated record. The transcript has 10 exons. Gene Ontology annotation, biological process: regulation of smooth muscle contraction. The coding region runs from base 55 to 618 and encodes 187 amino acids. Gene Ontology annotation, molecular function: neuromedin U receptor binding. Lineage: Eukaryota; Metazoa; Chordata; Actinopteri; Acipenseriformes; Polyodontidae.
UCUGACAGUAAGAAUCAACACUGAAACAAGGGAGACAGCAGACCUGAAGAGACAAUGAAGACUGGCACUAAACGAGAAUUAAUGAUGCUGAGUUCCACUCUCUGUCAGCACAGACCUCUGCACACCGGCAGCAACAGCAGCACCACCACAAUGAGGAAUCCGCACUGUAUUGUAACUUUGACUCUUCUCAUCCUUCUCAUCACAACGACACCUACCUGCAAAGGUGCUCCAGCAUCACUACAGGAGUUACAAGUUUGGAAUGAGAUAGAGGAUGUGUGCUCAUCUUUUCUUUCCACAGACCCACAGUCUCAGGCAUCCAGAGCAAUUGAAGAACUGUGCUACAUGGCCUGGGGAAUUGUAUACAAGUCGCAGGAUCUAAAAGGGAAAGAUCACACAAAAAGGUUCUUGUUUCAUUAUUCUAAGACUCACGACUCAGGCAACUCAGACAUUAUGUCGUCUGUCCUGCAUCCUUUGCUGCAACUUGUUCCCCAGCUCCAUGUGAGAAGACUGAAGAGAUUCAGAGAUGACGAUGAUCUUCAAGGACCUGGAGGAAUUCAAAGCAGAGGAUACUUCUUAUUUAGGCCAAGGAACGGAAAGCGGUCAACAACCUUUGCCUAAAAGAUUUCUGUCUGUUUGGACACCUGUACAUAAAAUGAAUGGAGAAGAAUACAAUGCAAAUGGACAUUACAAGCUUUACUGUUCUCUAGACUUGUUAUGUAUCCAUUUUUAAUAUAAAACAAAAUCAAAUAAAUACACUUUGGUUUAAGUAUUGUUUGUUUAAAUGUAAUCUGUUAUUCAAAUUAAAAAUCAGCUUCCUGAAACGUUCUGCUUUUAUUGUUAGUGGUGUUGUGCCUGUCAAGUGAGUAUCUAAUCUAGAUGGGCAUAAAGAGAAUGCUAGUAAGAGGAGAACAAUAUACAGUUACACUUAUCCAUGUGUUGUUCCAGCUCAUAUAUGUCUCUAUCAUUGGUCAGUCUAAAGACUAAAACACAUUAGGCUGUGCUUCAAAGGUCUUAUUACAGGGUACAAAUUUGGUACAGGGAUCUGGCCUUGGGGCUGUCAAUAUAUAAGUU